UGCACUCCCGAGGCACGCCAUUGUCGACCAGACAUCCGCUCUCCUGGUAACAUCCACGACUCUGAACAACACGCCGGAUAGAAGACUCUACACGCACACUACUCACCGGUUAUAGCACUCGAUCGAACAUAUUCGACAUGCGCUUUGCUACUCUUGCCGGCCUGACCGCACUCUUCGCUGCCACCACCAUGGCUGGGGCUCCCCAGCGAUCCGUCAUUAUCAGCUUUCCCAACGACACGCCCGACCACAUUGUAGAGGAGGCCAAGGAGAGCAUACGCAAGGCCAAGGGCGUCAUCACACAUGAGUACAACAUCAUCAAGGGCUUCGCUGCCCAUGCGCCUGCCUCUGCUCUCGAAUUUGUAACGACGAUGGGCGAGCAGUACAAGGUCGAGAUCGAAGAGGACGGCAUCGUGACUACUCAAAACGAGGAUUAGGCGGUGCUACUCCAGCUUGCAUUGUACAUCCCUGCACGGAGGCUACAGCUUUACGGGGCACGCCAUUCGCUUUUGACGUUUUGGAGUUUGAUACGGAGUAUGGCGAAGAAUAUAUGACUUUAGGAUACCUAAUCGCAAACUGAUUUCGUUGUGGGCUGGCCUGAAUGCUCACACCAAUACCUAUACCUUCAUCAUGACUGCAUUUCUUCAGGAUCCCGCCGCGACUGUAAGCCAUAUCCGAUCCAUGCGCCGAAGUUUCCAUGAGUUCGGCGGUGUGCGUGUACUGCGUAUGCGUGUG
Molecule: messenger RNA, 732 nt
Organism: Boeremia exigua
Lineage: Eukaryota; Fungi; Ascomycota; Dothideomycetes; Pleosporales; Didymellaceae
Exons: 2
Coding region: 138-434 (98 amino acids)
Biological process (GO): vacuole fusion, non-autophagic
Molecular function (GO): endopeptidase inhibitor activity
Source: RefSeq, a predicted model, not a curated record